Hemibagrus wyckioides is the source of this 730-nucleotide messenger RNA. It is a transcript of the gene mrps24, whose product is annotated as mitochondrial ribosomal protein S24. The coding region runs from base 82 to 597 and encodes 171 amino acids. NCBI's taxonomy places the organism in Eukaryota, Metazoa, Chordata, Actinopteri, Siluriformes, Bagridae. Gene Ontology annotation, biological process: translation. The transcript has 4 exons. The record is from RefSeq and is a predicted model, not a curated record. Gene Ontology annotation, cellular component: mitochondrion.
CCGCUAGGUGGCAGUAAUGAGCUCAUUUAACCAGCUCUUGGCGAGAGCACGAGUUAGUACGGGAAUGUAAACGACAUCAAAAUGGCGGCGUCCUUGAGCAGACAGGGAAGAAUAUUAUCUAUUGCUUGUAGCCAACUGAAUGCUGCAGCGGGUGUCAGCGCUGGAUCAAGGAGCAUAAACACCAGUGCAGUUUGCUAUAAGAACCGUGCUGCUCGCAUUCGGGUGGGUAAAGGCGACAGGCCUGUGACUUAUGAACAGGCCCUGCAUCCACACCAGAUAGCUCACAGGAAAGGCUGGCUCUCACAACACACAAGUAACCUCCAGGGAGAAGGAGGUGCCGCAGACCGGACUGUAGAAGACAUAUUCAUCCGCCGGUUCAUCUUUGGCACUUUUCACGGCUGUCUUGCUAAUGAACUUGUCAUCAAGCGCAGGGGCAACAUGCUGGUCAUCUGUGCAUUGAUGCUGCAGAAACUCCAGCCUAAUAAAUAUUAUUUUCUUAUCGGCUACACGGAGGAGCUGCUCUCGCACUUCUACAAGUGUCCUGUAAAGAUGGAGAUACAGACGCUGGAAGAUAAAACUGUCUACAAAUAUCUCUGAGGGGAGAACUGGUAAAGCAGCAGUUAAUGCUUUUUUUUGGUAUAAUGCUGAAUAUUGUUUGGCUGUAAUGUAUCUAUGUAAUUAAAAUAAUACCUGCCUCAGUGUUUUUUUUGUCAUGUAUAUCUGUUAUGAC